CAACAGGUUCCCCCCCCCAUCCUGGCACCAUCCAGGGUCCCCCCAGAAGCAGUGAUGGAGAAGGACCCCGACUGCUGCCAGGAUGGGGCCAAGACAGUGCCAGGUGCCGGGCUGGGCACUGAGGGGACAGAGACACAGCUGGACGAUUUUGUGGGUGCUCACCCCGACUACAAUGAGGAGGAGGAGGAGCAGAAGUACUUCCGCCGCAAGCGUCUCGGCGUCAUCAAGAAUGUGGUGGCCGCCAGUCUGGCGGGCACCCUCACCUACGGCGUAUACCUGGGUAUGGGCACGUCCCAGGGGUCCCCAAAACAAUCCAGGGUGCUCAGAGCACGCGGUGACCGCCCCUGGACCCCCCGCAGGCCUGCUGCAGAUGCAGCUGAUCCUUCACUAUGAUGAGACCUACCGGGAGGUGAAGUACAGCAACAUCCAGCUGGAGGACAUCGACCACAAGGUGCUGAUGGGCAUCAACGUCACGCCCGUGGCGGCGCUGCUCUACACACCCAUCCUCAUCAGGUUUUUCGGCACCAAGUGGGCCAUGUUCCUGGCGGUGGGCAUCUACGCCCUCUUCGUCUCCAGCAACUACUGGGAGCGCUACUACACCUUGGUGCCCUCCGCUGUGGCCAUCGGCAUGGUCAUCGUGCCCCUCUGGGCCUCCAUGGGCAACUACAUCACGCGGAUGGCCCAGAAGUACUACGAGUAUGUCAACUACAAGGAGGAGCAGGAGAGGGUGCGGGCACCGCGGGACGCUUGCAAUGCCUACAUCAUCAUCUUCCAGACCAUCUUCUACUCCUGCUUCCACGUGAGCGCCAGUGGGAUGGGCGGGAUGGGCAGGGGGGGCCGCACCGGCAGCGCUGAGCCUGCCCCCCCUCUACAUCUCGUAGUUGAGCUUCGUCUGCGCUCAGAUGCCCAUGGUCUUCUUCCUCAACAACUACCUGUACCAGCUCAACCACACGCUGUUCGCAGUGAAGCACUGCGGGACCCUGAGCCACGGCACGCUGCCCGGCUUCAACAAGACAGUGCUGCAGAGCCUGCCCCGCAGCGUCAACCUCAUCGUGGUGGAGAGCGCGUUGAUGGCCGCCGCCUUCCUCGCCAUGCUGGUGGUGCUGGUGCUGUGCGGCGCCGCGUACCGGCCCAUGGAGGAGAUCGACAUGCGCAGCAUCGGCUGGGGGAACAUCUUCCAGCUGCCCUUCAAGCACAUGCGGGACUAUCGCCUGCAGCACCUCCUGCCGCUGUUCAUCUACAGCGGCUUCGAGGUGCUCUUUGUCUGCACCGGAUUCUCCCUGGUAGGACCUGGGAUGGGGUGGGAGGGGUGAGGGAGCGGGGCCGCGUGACACUGAGCCCGCCCUCGCUGCAGAACUACGGCGUGUGCACCCUGGGGCUGGAGAAGUUGGCAUAUCUCCUCAUGGCCUACGGCUUCUCUGCCUCGGCGUGCUCCAGCCUGGCCCUGAGCAUGCUGCGCCUGCGCCGGCAAAUCCCGCUCCUGGCUGGGGCUGUCAUCCACGCCGGACUCCUGGUGCUGCUCUUCUGCUGGGCGCCAGAGCCCCGGCAGCAGGCACAGGCACCGCUGCUCUACAUCGUCGCCGCACUCUGGGGCAUGGGCAGCACCCUCAACAAGACCGGAAUCAGCAUCCUCCUGGGAAUGUUGUACAAGAACAAGGAGCGCCAAGACUUCAUCUUCACCAUCUACCACUGGUGGCAGGCCCUGGCCAUCUUCGCCGUCUACCUGUCAUCCGGGCUGCCCAUGAAGGUGAGCCCCAGGUGCGCCCCAGCCCAGCCCUGGGACGUUCCAAGCUCUCCGGAUCCCAAACCUCGCUGUGCCGCAGGCCAAGCUGUCCAUGCUGCUGCUGACGCUGGUGGUGGCGGUGGGGACGUACCUGUGGAUGGAGCGGAAGCUGGCGCGGCGCGUGGAAUACCGGCUGCCCCGCCUGCCGCGCCCACGCCACAAGCCCUGCGGGUACCGCUACCUGGAGGAGGACAACUCGGACGAGACCGGCUCCGAGGACGGCGGGGACCAGCAGGACGGCAGGGAGAGCCCGGCAGGGGCUGCCCGCGGGGACGAGCAGCCCACAGAGGACGGGGAGCAGCUGGGAUAGACACAGCCCGGCCCCGCCCCGCCCUCAAGCGCCGAGCGGGGCCAUUGCCCUCCCUGGGGAUGCCCAAACCCCCCCCAGUGGGCCUCAAACCCCCCUCAGGUCAGGCUUGCAGCCCCCCCAGCAAAGCAGCCCACAGCGCCCCCAGGUCAGGUCCACAGGCCCCCAGACUGACCUGCAGCCCCCCAGAGAGGCUCACAGACCCCCAGACUGUGGUACAGACCCCCAGGCAGACCCGCGGCCCUGCAGGUCAUGCCCACAGUCCCCUAAGCUGGGGUGCAGCCCCUCAGACAGAACCACAGCACCCCAGCCCAACCCUGCAGCCCCCCCAGGCAGGCCGACAGCCCCCCCAGGGCAACCUUGUACCCUCCUAGGCAGACCUACAGACCAGGGCCACAGACCCCCUUGCUAAACCUGCAGCCCCCCCCGCCAUUGUCCUGCAGCCCCCAAGGCAGACCUGCAGCCCCCCGGACCGACCCCACAGCCCCCCUUGCUAAGUCUGCAACCCCCAUGCCGACCUCAGAGACGGCCCCCCACACUCCUCUCCAUCGCAACUCUGAGCCCUCCCACCCCCCUUUUCCCUCAAUAAACCCCCUCCCUCUGUCCGUUCCGC
Molecule: messenger RNA, 2703 nt
Organism: Pseudopipra pipra
Lineage: Eukaryota; Metazoa; Chordata; Aves; Passeriformes; Pipridae
Gene: UNC93B1
Product: unc-93 homolog B1, TLR signaling regulator
Exons: 7
Coding region: 83-2464 (793 amino acids)
Biological process (GO): toll-like receptor 3 signaling pathway; toll-like receptor 7 signaling pathway; toll-like receptor signaling pathway
Cellular component (GO): endosome; lysosome
Molecular function (GO): Toll-like receptor binding
Source: RefSeq, a predicted model, not a curated record